This is a messenger RNA of Saprolegnia parasitica CBS 223.65, 363 nucleotides long. RefSeq lists its product as hypothetical. The record is from RefSeq and is a predicted model, not a curated record. Bases 1 to 363 code for a protein of 120 amino acids. The transcript has a single exon. Lineage: Eukaryota; Oomycota; Saprolegniomycetes; Saprolegniales; Saprolegniaceae.
AUGUCUCUCCUUCGCCAGACUACCGGCCAUUACAUGCGGUCUUUCGGGCGUCCGUUGCCGCCAAGCAGUCGCCACAACCACCACACCACGCGCACCUUCCACUUGCCCAUCGUGGUGACGCCAGUCUCGUCAUGCAUUGCCUCAACGUCAUCGACUCUCCACGAUACCGCUGGCAGUGCCUUGCUCGCGACGAAGCAGCAACUGACAGGUCACUACGUGCCUCGCAAUCUCAUUGGCCUCACGGCGUCGCUCUCUCAGUCUCUCGACGACUUCAUCGACAAUUUGAUGACAAUUCCGACACUCCUCUUUGCAAAAUACCCGCCCAGCAUGAACAGCAUCGACGACGACGAAGCCGAGUUGUAG